Messenger RNA from Octopus sinensis (East Asian common octopus), 2260 nucleotides. Its product is annotated as fukutin-related protein-like. The transcript is spliced from 2 exons. Bases 369 to 1883 code for a protein of 504 amino acids. Gene Ontology annotation, cellular component: Golgi apparatus. The record is from RefSeq and is a predicted model, not a curated record. Gene Ontology annotation, biological process: protein O-linked glycosylation via mannose. NCBI's taxonomy places the organism in Eukaryota, Metazoa, Mollusca, Cephalopoda, Octopoda, Octopodidae.
CUUUACAGCUUAAAUACUUUUGGUCAUAAGUAGUUCUGCUUGAUCAAGGCUAAACAGUAACAUUAUUCUUACAAUUUCCUUUCCCACUUUGUGUCUAUGAAAAAGAAACCUUUUAACUAUUAGUUAAAUAGAUAGAUAUUAAUUUGCUACACCCACUAACAAGGAACUUUACACUUCAGCUAUCAACACCGUUAUACUCUUCAGUCGCUAGAGUCCGAUUCGCUAUAUAAGGAAUUUUCUCCAAUUAUCGAUGACUGCUUUCACUUUUUCAAAUGUGAUAAAUCCUGCUGGUGCAUUCAUAACUUGUGUGAAUCAUAAAAGCCUGCCUCAGGAAAGUUGUGCAAAAAAAUUUUGCUGGAGACAACGCUAUGAGAGCAAUAUGCCUGCUAACUCGCUGUCAGAUACUUCUUUUUAUUGGAUUACUUGUGAACAUUGUUAUUUUGCUUUAUCUUCUUAAAGUUCAAAAUGAUUUGCAAUAUGGACGACCACAAGUGCAAUACAAAAAUAAAGUUGAAAAAGUCCAAUAUGCUGAAUUCACAGAUUCAGUAACAUUAAUCAUUCGAGAAUUUGAGGAUUUUGAAAAUUAUGUUGUAGCUACGUUGAAGGGAAUCUUAGGAAUUAUACCUGACCUACAAGUCUUAGUUUUUACUGAUCAUCAACCAUAUCCACCUCUUUUACUAAAUGAAGUCCCCAAUGCUAGACUUGUAGUUUUGCAUCCAAGUGCUGAACAGUCAUGGUCUUCAUCUCUCCCCCAUACAUAUAUUAAAACCCCUUUUUUGCUAAUUAUUCCAGAUGCCGUCAAACUAGUCGAUCCACAUAGCUUGUUGUCUGCUUUUAAUUAUUUAAAGCAACAUUCAUACUUGUCUUCUGUUGCCUUGGUAACUGGCCGAGACCAUUCUAGUUGUCUGAAUCUCCAUGUAGAUUUGAGACGCUGGACACUAACAUAUGAAAACACUGGUUUAUUCCAAGAAUGUGAUGCUGUGUCUGGAGAGCAUGCAAUAUUAACACGUUCAGAUAAAUUCCUUGAGUUCCCAUUCUCAUUCCUACAACCUAUGACAACAGGCUUUUAUAUCCAAGCUGCUUUAAGAGAUUGGAAAAGUAUUAUUUUCAAAGACUCUAUAUUUGUUGGCAACCCUAAUUUAUUUAGUGACCCUCACAAAAAAUGGAAACACAAGAAACAGGUAGCUGUGCGUCUAAAAAAUCUUUACAAACAACUUCGUAUCAAGAAAGUAGUUCUUCCAGGAGAUGGGCAUGUAAUGUGGUAUGGUUGUACCAAAGAAACUACCCGAUGUUUUGGAACAGUAGUUAGCGAUAUGCCUGAAUAUAUUUAUGAAGGCAAAUGGACACCUCCAUGUUGUUUAGAAGCUGUUCGAACCACUUCAAGACAUGUUUUUCAGAUCCUGGAGGACUGUAAGGUACGUUACUGGCUAGAAGGAGGGAGUUUGUUAGGAGCAGCACGAAGUGGUGAUAUCAUUCCAUGGGAUUAUGAUGUUGACAUUGGAAUCUACAAAGAAGAUAUUGGCAAAUGCCAACCACUUGUUGAAUGUGAAAAAGAAAAGUUUGUUGACCCUGAAGGUUUUCUCUGGGAAAAAGCUACAGAAGGAGAUUUUUUCAGAGUUCAGUACAGCAGCUCAAAUCAUAUGCACGUUGAUAUUUUCCCAUUUUAUUCUAAAAAUUCUACAAUGACAAAGGAUACCUGGAUACCAGGACACAGACAAGAUACAGAGUUUCCUGAAAAAUAUCUAAAUCCUUUAACAAAGGUUCCAUUUGCUGGUUCAAUGGCAUCUGCUCCAAAUAAUGUUAGGGAAUUCUUAGAAUUUAAAUUUGGAGAAGGAGUAAUUGAAAAUCCACGGUAUCCUAAUUCAAACCGAGUCAUUCGCUGAACAAUUCAUUCACAAAUUAUAAAGAGAAUAAUCAAAAUUUUAUAUAAUAGUUGAGCUUGCUAGAUAUAUCCUCACUAAAUUGUAAUAAUUCAAUCAUUUAAAAGGUAUAAGUUAAUUCUAAUUUCUACAUUCCACGUGUAUGUAUUUUUAAGUUUGCAUGCUUUUUCAGCAAAAUGACCAAAAGUCUACAAUGCUCUUGGACUUAUGAAUGUAUUCCUGAGUCUACAUGCACAUGUAUGUGUCUCUUCCUCAGAUCAUAUUGUUCUUGUUCAAACUGUUCACCAAACUGGCUAGGUAAAAAAAAAAAGAAGAGGAAGAAAAGAUAACUUGGUUGUCAUCUCAUCUCCAUAAAUAUUUGUUAAAAUUACUUUUAAAAG